Messenger RNA from Aegilops tauschii subsp. strangulata, 5308 nucleotides. RefSeq names its product putative disease resistance protein RGA3. Lineage: Eukaryota; Viridiplantae; Streptophyta; Magnoliopsida; Poales; Poaceae. Gene Ontology annotation, molecular function: ADP binding. The record is from RefSeq and is a predicted model, not a curated record.
CGGUGGGUUGUCGGCGUCGGCAUCCCCGGUCCCCGGCUGGCCGGCUCCAAACUGCUCUCGCCGCCUCCCAUCUGCUCUGCUCUGCCCUGCCCGUUCGUUCAUGGGAGAAGGACCAACCGCCAUGUGAUUGUGGGAGUUUAAGCGGCUGCGGAGGCGGAUUCGGAACCCCCUCCUUGGUCGGUGUCGUCGGCUGGCUUGCCCACCGCCCGGUGGUUGCUGCUUUAACAAUGUACAAGCCCCUUCUACCAUUCAUUCCACUGAAUACAAAUGCUCGGGACAACAAAUGAGCGGAUGCAUACGAGCUGUUUGACGAAAUGCUCACCUGCGCUUCCUAAUCUCACUAGCUAGCUGCUCCUCUGUUUCUUGGUUUAAACAAAAUUCGCUGUGCUAAUCAAAAUCUUGCAGCUUCGUACGAAGAUAUGAUCGCACAUCACAAUUUCCAAUCCUUGACCGGCCUCGCCGGCUUGCUUGCCCUUGCCCGCCGCCCGGUGGUUGCUGACUGUAAGCCCCUUCUAGCAUAUUACUUCCAUCGUUUUCUUAUGACUAACUUUGAUUGCCUCCCUGAUUGCUUUGGUGACUCGUGAGAGAGACACAGGGAGAGCAGGAACGGAAAUGGUUGGAUACCAGCAUUCCGUUGAAUAUUUGCUUGAGACAAAAACUCAGUGGAUGCAUGCGAUGCGAGCUGUUCGACAAAAUGCUCAGGAGACAAGCCAAGUUGGCACUUGCUAUAUAAUGAUUCUACACCUAAACUGAAGCCUUGCCAGUGCAAGUAGAUGAGGACAACCAUACUAUAUUAUGGAUCAAUAAAAUAAACGGACUGAACGACUUCAAGUGCAGCAAUGAUUGUCCUUUCCUGGCUAAUUUCAUAUUAAAUGAAUCCGAUGCAAAUAUUGUAAGAAAUUGAUUAGGUGACCGAUUCUGCAUUUGACGUUCUGAUGAGCGACCAUCCAACAAGAGCUGUUUGAUCUCACCUGAGCAAGAGACCCCCUCUACCACUUCCCAGCUGGAGCAGGGCUGCCGCCACCGCUUGUCUACACCGAGGCCGGAUCUUCUUUCUUACCCUGAAUUUCAUAUGCUACAUCGUCCUGGGCUCCUGACUUGCAAGAAUCCUUUGGCUGUUCAUCCCAGCAAGAGACCACCACUGCGCUGCCGCCUUUUCCUCUGCUCCUUCUCACAUCUUGUUGUUACAAUCGAAAGGUAUGACCUUCUUUCAUUAAAAAUGCAGUACUAUAUCUGGGUUCCACGCUUUCUAUGCCUUUGCUUAUGAAUUGUUUGCUGAAAUGUCCAAGUAAACAUGUGUGAAUUUUUUGCAACAUAUUUGCUCCUGGUUGAAGUCUCUGGCGUAUGGUUCAGAGAAAGAGCUUCAAACUUGCAGAUAUGGAACCUCAAUAAAAUCAAGAAAAGGAUAGAUACUGAAAAGGUCUUCACCUUGCAAGUGGGACGGCGGGAUGGAAAAUGAAACAAAGAUGUUUUUGAUUGUGGCUAUGACAGGGACGGAUCGGUCCUAAGACAAGCUUGACAAGAGACUGACCGGCUGGUCUUCCCACCUUCCAAAUAAAUGAAGCAGCCAUGAGGUGGGAGCAAGCAUCCAAGAAGCUAGUGUGUGCAGCCAAGCAAGAUCUCAGCUAGGCAGGAGAUUCUCCUUCUGGAGCAGGGUCAAAGCUGCUCCUCUAUACUGAGAUGUCUACACAAGACCACAACUGAUCGUGGCUUCAACCACAAAAUCCCAGGAAGUGCCGCCGUCAUGUGCUGUGCUCCUUUGUUCAUCUGUCAAUAGAGGAGAAAGAGAAGAGCAUUGUUUGGACAAUAAUCCUGUGAUGAACGGAGGAGGGUAGAACUUACACAGCACAAGGCCCGCAAAACAUCAAAGCAGGCACACUUGCAUCAAAGUCAGAAACCACUGGUUUGGGCACCAUGGGCACAGUUUUGGAUGCUCUCACUUCGAAAUUUGUGACAAGGCUGGGUCGGCUUAUUGAAGAUGAGAUUGUCAUGACACUAAGCGUGAAAAAGGACAUCAAAAGGCUGAAGAAAAAUCUGGAACACUUCAGCGCAGUUCGUGAGGAUGCGGAAGCUCUGGCCAUGGAAGAUAGACGCAUAGAGGCAUGGUGGAAGAACAUGAGUGAUGUUAUGUUUGAUGUUGAUGUCAUCAUAGAUCUUGUUAUGGUUCAUUCACAGAAAUUUUUGCUGCCAGCUAGAUCGCUCUGUUUCAAUCAGCCUAUGGUCUCUUGUUUUGAAAAGAUUUUAUUUGAUAACAAGGUGGCUAGAAGAAUUAAGGACAUAAAUGAAAAGCUUGAUGAGAUUAAAAUGAACACAGAGAUGUUCAGCUUGGAUAGAUCCCUUCGUCAACAGUUCCAGGUAACAAGUGUGGACAGAAAUCAGACAUCUCCUAUAGAUGAACUAGAGGUUGUUGGAAGAGAGAUCAAGCAAUCGGUUGAUGACAUGGUACAAAUAAUUGUCAGUGGCUGCCAUGAGAAUAAUACAAGUGUUCUGGGGAUUCAAGGAAUGGGAGGCAUUGGUAAGACAACGUUAGCUCAGAAGAUGUAUAAUCAUCAGAUGAUAAGAGAGAAAUUUCAAGUUCAUAUAUGGCUGUGCAUUUCGCAGAGCUACACAGAGACCGGGUUGAUAAAGCAGGCAAUACGGAUGGCUGGAGAAAAGUGUGAUCAGCUAGAGACCAAAACCGAGCUUCUACCACUUUUAGUGGACACUAUCAAAGGAAAGAGUGUUUUUCUUGUGCUGGAUGAUGUGUGGAAGUCUGAUGUCUGGAUUGAUCUUCUUCUAUCACCUUUCAUGAGAGCUUCGAACUUCCAGAUCCUUGUCACCACAAGAGACCUGGAUGUUUUGUCAGAAAUGCAUGCAACAUAUAUCCACCGAGUAAACAAAAUGAAUUACAGUGAUGGCUUAGAAUUGCUUAUGAAGAAGUCCUUUCAAUCAUCCGAGCAAAUAUGUGAAUUCAAGAAUAUUGGCCAUGACAUUGUAAAGAAAUGUGAUGGUCUUCCUCUUGCCAUCAAGGUUGUUGCUGGUGUCCUAUCCACCAGAAGAACAGUUGCCGAAUGGAAGAGCAUCCGAGAUAGUAAAUGGUCCAUUCAUGGACUCCCCAAAGAACUUGGAGGUCCCCUGUAUUUAAGUUACAGCAACUUACCCCCUCAACUCAAGCAGUGCUUUCUCUGGUGUGCUUUGUUGCCUCCUAAUUUUGCAAUAGGUCGUGAUGAUGUUGCUUACUGGUGGGUUGCCGAAGGUUUUGUGAGGAAAGAGCAUGACCACUCAAUACAUGAAACUGCUGAAGAGUAUUACCUUGAGCUAAUCAGGAGGAAUCUUCUGCAACCGAUACCUCUGUUUGUAGAUAAAGGUGAGUCAACAAUGCAUGAUUUAUUGAGGUCACUUGGGCAAUAUCUGACAAAGGAUCACUCCCUAUUCAUGAAUGUGGAAAGUAACAAUUCCAUGCCGAAUCUGCGCCGCUUAGGUAUCAGCCAUGCUAUAGAAGAAAUCCCCCCUCUAGAAGAACACAAGUGCUUGAGGAGCCUCCUACUUUUUAAUAACAAGAACUUCAAGUCAAUUCGCAAAGAUAUUUUCAGAAAGCUUGAGCAUAUCCGCGUCUUGGUUCUCAGUGGGACAAGCAUCAAGGACAUACCAGACUCAGUGGGAAACUUGGUGUUGUUGAGGUUGCUAGAUCUGAGCUAUACCGAGAUUAACAAACUUCCGGAGUCCAUGGGAAGGCUCAUCAGCCUUGAAUACCUCUCUUUGCUUGGUUGCAAUCAAUUAGAUAGCCUGCCAGCUGGUCUCAUGAGACUGUCCAAUAUAAGUUUUUUGCAGCUAGAGCAGACUGCAGUUGAUCAUGUUCCAAAAGGAAUUGCAAAGUUUCAGCAGCUCUAUAACCUAAAAGGAGUUUUCGAGAGUGGGACUGGAUUCAGAUUAGACGAAUUGCGAUGCCUCCCCAAUAUCCAACGUCUGUGGGUUGAGAAGCUAGAGAAAGCGGCACCAGUGGGUGAACUUGUACUGAAGAACAGUCAUAAUCUUAGGGAACUGAGACUGCGUUGCACAAUGGCCAGUACCAAAGAGAGAACUCGUUACCAGACUGGUGUGGUUGAGAGAAUUCAGCAAGUCUAUGACAUGCUUAUUCCAUCACCAAGCCUAGUAUAUAUUUAUCUUGAUGGAUUCCCGGGCGUAAGGUUCCCAGAAUGGCUAUGCUCAGAACCAGAGCUUAAUAUGCCAAGUUUGUGUCAUAUGCACCUCAAUGACUGCAUAUCAUGUUCAGAGCUUCCACCAGCAGGUCAGAUGCCAGAAUUGCUAGUUCUUCAGAUUAAAGGAGCAGAUAAAGUUGUAACUAUUGGCACAGAACUCCUGGGGAAAGGUGUGAGAAGUGCAGCGGCUUUCUUCCCAAAACUUGAACUGCUUCACAUCAUUGGCAUGUGUAAUUUGGAAAAAUGGUCACUGUACAUAAGAAAUAUGUGCGAUGACAUGGAGGACAACUCUCAGCAGUUCUCUCUGAUGCCUUGCCUUAAGCGUGUGCUGCUUCUUGAUUGCCCCAAACUGAGAGCUCUGCCUCGAGACAUGUACAUGAUUUUCAAUUUGAAGAGAAUCCACAUUGAAGGUGCUCACGAGCUUCAUGAAGUUGUCAAUCUUCCUGCUGUUGUGUGGCUCAAGGUGAAGAACAACGCGUGUUUAAGGAGGAUUUCUAACCUUUGUAAGCUGCAGGACCUGUUUGCACAGGACUGCCCAAUGCUGGAUCAGGCAGAGAACCUGUACGCACUGAAUAGGGUGUACAUGAUUGACUGCCAACACGCCCAAGAGUUCAGGAAUUGUCUCGCAGAAGAAGAACAAGGCAUCCUAGUCCAUGUUGCAGCAGAUGGGCGUAAUAUCUUCCCGGAUGAAACUCUCUAUAACUAGACAGGCUUACAGUACAAGAGCGGGGCGUAAUGAAGACGUGAUGGUUAGCUGAAAAUACUCGAAGAUUUUGUUGAAGCGCAAUGGAGCUCUUUGAUCGGAGCAGGGCAAUGGGAGGUAUCUGUUCGUCAAAUGCUGGAGUGUAAUGUUGUUGCUUUUUCUACCUUUUCUCCUUUUGGUGUGGUUGACAGCAAAAACGGCAUGACAAACUUGAAGCAGAUUAUAGCCAACUGUCAUUGCUGCAUUGUUAUUACUAUAGCAAGUUGUGCUCUGAAGGACAAUUUCAUUGUUUUUUUAAAUUCUUUUGGUUCAUUGGUUUCUGGAUUGAUCGAGUAAUAAUAAUGGUGUAACUAUGGUUGGUUCUCGUGUGUUUUUUGUACUGUUACUUUGAGGAACGUGAGUAUAAAAUGUCAUGGAAAGUUGGAUA